Messenger RNA from Echinostoma caproni, 249 nucleotides. The record is from the annotation of a GenBank genome assembly. NCBI's taxonomy places the organism in Eukaryota, Metazoa, Platyhelminthes, Trematoda, Plagiorchiida, Echinostomatidae.
AUGGAGAUUCAAUGUGAUACCUGUCCACAAUUUACCAGCUUGUUAGUUUUCUUUAUCCAAGAUGUGCAGACGUGUAUGCUAGUGCCCAUGGACACCGGCCACGGUUGGAACAGUUCGACAACCGGAUGGGAUUCCGGUGAUAAAGGUAACGAUGACUGGACAACAUUGAGCUGGGGUGAGGAUGACUCCAGCCAGUCCGCAGCUCGCACGGGUGGCACACAAGCUCGAAUUCGCAAGAAACAAAGCUGA